GUGUCAAAGUCAAGUCGGUAGUUUUCCAUCUGUCAUUUUACGAGAUUAUUUAUAGUUCUAUUUGGAACUUAAUAAUCGAUGGGUUCCUUUUACAAUUAUUUUAACUAUUAAAUUAUAGUAUUCUGUAUCAAUACAAAAUCACUUAGAGCAGUAACAAAAAAUUAAAACCGAAAUUGGACGAAAUAUUGAUAGUAAUACUCUUAAAUAUGGAUUUCUUACGUGCCGGUGUUCGAAGACAUACUUUUGCAAGAAUUCAGUGUAGGCAGUUGCAUUUGCUACAAAAUAAAGCAUAUGUUGAAGGCAAAUGGAUAAGUGCGGGAAGUGGAAACGUGUUUAAAGUGGAAAACCCCGCUGACGACAGCCUCAUUGCAAAGGUGCCUGAUAUGGGAGCGGCUGAUGCUAAAAAAGCUAUUGACGCAGCGGCUGAGGCCUUUAAGUCUUGGAAAAAUACCACGCCCAAGGAACGUUCGAAUAUUUUGAGGUGCUGGUAUGAAAUUGUGGAAGCCAAUUCCAAAGAUCUAGCAGCUAUUGUGACUGCUGAGUCUGGAAAACCACUAUCUGAAUCUUACGGUGAACUUGCUUACGGUAACUCUUUCUUGGACUGGUUUGCAGAUUGUGCACGUCAUGUCAAAGGAGAAAUGAUAUUGAGCCCUUGGCCCAACAAACAAAUAAUGGUUACACGACAGCCGGUUGGUGUAGUAUCAGUUAUUACUCCAUGGAACUUUCCUUUUGCUAUGAUAACAAGAAAAGUAGGCGCCCUGUUGGCUGCAGGCUGCACAUGUGUUGUCAAACCUUCUGAAGAUACACCUCUAACAGCCCUCGCCGCUAUUCAAUUGGCAGAACAAGCUGGUGUGCCUAAGGGAGUAAUUAAUGUUAUUACGAGUAGCAGAAAAAAUGUUGCAGAAGUUGGCAAAGUCUUGUGUGAAGACCCUCAUGUGAGAUUAAUCUCUUUUACGGGUUCUACUGUUGUUGGUAAAGUACUGUCUGCACAUGCUGCAAAAGGAGUCAAAAGAGUGGGUCUUGAAUUAGGAGGAAAUGCACCAUUUAUUGUUUUUCCUAGUGCUGACAUAGGGCGAGCAUUAGAUCAUGCAAUGCUUGCAAAAUUCAGGAAUAAUGGACAGGCAUGUGUUGGAGCGAAUAGGUUCCUUAUACAUGAAGAUGUUUAUGACCAAUUUGUCAAUGGUUUUAAGGAACAUAUACAGAAAAAAUGUAAACUAGGACCAGGUACACAUGAGGGAGUUACGUGUGGCCCACUUAUUAAUUUGGAGCAAGCAAAGAAGGUUUCUAGCUUUGUAGAAGAUGCUGUAAAUAAAGGUGCAAGAACAUUGGUUGGUGGCAGAUUUGCUACAGACCUUGGAAACAAGUUCUUUGAGUCCACAUUAAUAGAUAAUGUUAAACCUGGUAUGAAGGUAUAUCAUGAUGAAGUAUUUGGCCCUGUUGCAUCAGUUAUAAAAGUUAAAAGCGAAGAAGAAGCUUUAGAAAUUGCUAACAGUACCAAGCAUGGUUUAGCUGCUUAUGUUUUCACCAAAGACCUAGGACAAGCUUUCAGAAUGUCCAGAGACCUUGAAUUUGGAAUGGUUGCCAUCAAUGAUGGUAUAUUAUCCACUGCAGAGGCUCCAUUUGGAGGCAUUAAGGAGUCUGGUAUUGGUAGAGAAGGUAGUAUGCAUGGCGUUGAAGAGUACACUGAAAUUAAAUAUACCCUGAUGUCAGGACUGGAAAAGUAAUGAAAUUUAAUAAAUCAAGGGAAAACUAUCAUGGAAGGAGUAUGCAUCUGUUUAAUCAAAUCUCAAUUAAAUCAAAUUGAGGUGCCUAAUUUAAGAAACAAAUAUUAUUGAGGGUGUAUCUUGUUGCAACUCCAUUCUAUCACCAAAAUUUUAAUUCACUAUUGUCUUCCAAGAUAAUGUCUUAUCAAUCUUCAUCUAUUAAGAAGAUGAAUUUGAAGGAUUGAUGCUGAAUAUUAUAUGUAAACAUAUCUAGAUAAAGUAGUCACCAAAGAAAUAUUACAUGAGUAACAUUUUUAGGAGAAACAUAAACCUAAUGCAUUUAUAAAUUAUUUAUACACAAUAAUUAAUUGAAUGUUUUGUUAUAAGAUGAGUGACCUAUAUUAUGCACUUAUCCUUUUUUUCUUCUUUUGUUACUUUUUAUUGUUUUUAUGUAGUUUUGAUAUAUUUUAUUAGUGUUUGUUAUUGCAUGUUUAUUGAUAAGCGUAUACAUAAGUUUGAGUGCAGCUUGUAAUAUUGACUGUUUUGAUAUUGAGGAUGUUACUAAACAUUUUAGCGUGUUUAGAAAAGACUAGGUCAUUUAAAUCAUUCCAGAAUGUUCUAAAACUAGUGACAAUAAUCAGAAUGUGAUUACAGUAAAUUGAAUAUACAUAUUUAGCUCA
Helicoverpa zea (corn earworm) is the source of this 2383-nucleotide messenger RNA. RefSeq names its product 3-sulfolactaldehyde dehydrogenase (gene Ssadh). Gene Ontology annotation, molecular function: succinate-semialdehyde dehydrogenase (NAD+) activity. The transcript has a single exon. The record is from RefSeq and is a predicted model, not a curated record. Lineage: Eukaryota; Metazoa; Arthropoda; Insecta; Lepidoptera; Noctuidae. Bases 207 to 1724 code for a protein of 505 amino acids.